GUUUUCUUGACGGCCGAUUGAGACUGAUGUAUAUAACUAUUGCGCUCUGCUCUUUGCCCUCAUACUUCUGUAGUUCGUCCACUUGUUCUAGAAGAACUGGAGGUUCACCACUGCUUGUAUCAAUAGCACCAAUCGCCAGGUUCCACCUCGAUUGAGCGAGAGACAGCACCAUGGACUUGCGCAAGAGCGACAAAGACACUCAGUCUGGCUUGGCCAACGUGCUGAGCGGCACGAUGGCUGACAUUUUCAGCCAGACCGGGCGUAUUGGAUCCGACAUUCAGGUUAUCAGGGAGGGCGCUGAGACGAUGGCCGCUGGUGGUAUUAUCGACGAUCGCCAGUAUACUAUCGAGCACAUCAUUCAGCUAGCGGCGUCUCUCCCUAACGGAUCGAAGCUCCGGGAUAAACUUACGGAUCAGUUUAUCACCACAUUGUGGAACAACCUGGAGCAUCCACCGCUAUCUUACCUGGGUGACCAGUUCAAAUACCGUAGUGCCGAUGGUUCAAACAAUAACAUAAUGUAUCCCCAUCUUGGGGCUUCAGGAAGUCACUAUGCGAGAAGCGUAGUCCCACAGCGGCCCAAGAUGACCAAUCUUCCUGAUCCGGAACUUAUUUUUGAGACUUUGAUGAAGCGUAACGGCCCCUCAAAGGACCACCCAACCAAGAUAUCGAGCAUGUUGUUCCAUUUCGCAACGAUAAUUAUCCACGACAUUUUUCGCACUGAUGAAUUGGACAUCAGCCGCUUGAAGAACUCCUCGUAUCUCGAUCUUGGUCCGCUCUACGGACACGAUGAGGAGCAGCAGAAAAGUGUCCGACAGUUCAAGGACGGCUUGCUCAAGAACGACGCAUUUGCUGAAGAGCGAGUGCUGGGCCAACCCCCAGGAGUGUGCGCCUUGCUAGUCGCUUUCAAUCGCUUCCACAACUACGUUGUUGGAGAGUUGGCGACCAUCAACGAGCGGGGACGUUUCACCAUGCCUGUGGAAGGUAGUCCAAACUAUGAAAAAGCCUUGCUUAAGCGGGAUAACGAUUUGUUUCAAACCGGACGACUGGUAACAUGUGGUCUCUAUAUCAACGUGAUUCUCAAUGACUAUCUGAGGGCAAUUCUGAACUUGAACGACAACGACAAAGACUCAGACUGGAAGUUGGAUCCACGUCUGGCCGUGGGCGUUUUUGAUGCAACCGGUGUGCCCAGGGGAGUCGGUAAUCAAGUGAGCGCCGAGUUUAACGUCAUCUACCGCUUCCACCCUGCAGUAAGUAAUAACGACGAAGCUUGGGCCAAUCAAUUCUUCAAAGACGUAUUUGGUAACGAUAAGGAUCCAGGGAUUUGGAAUUGGAUGAGAAAGCUGGACAAAGACCCUGCGAAGCGGGAGUUCGGAGGCCUGAAGCGUCAGUCCAAUGGAAUGUUUAAGGACAGCGAUCUCGUGAAGCUUCUUCAGGAAAGCACAGAAGCCGUCGCUGGUUCUUUUGGUGCUCGCAAUGUACCAGCCGUUAUGAAGGUGGUCGAAAUGCUUGGAAUCGAACAGGGACGGCAAUGGGGGCUUGCGACCCUCAACGAAUUCAGAGCAUUUUUCAAGCUGAAGCGACACGAGAAAUUCUUGGACGUAAACUCGGAUCCAUCCAUCGCCGAGACCUUGGAAUCAUUGUACGGCCACCCAGAUGACAUCGAGUUAUACACCGGAGUCCACGUCGAGGAAGCCAAGAAGCCUUUCAUGCCUGGAUCUGGCCUUUGCCCUGGCUUCACCAUUUCGACUGCGAUUUUAUACGAUGCAGUAGCAUUGGUGAGGGGCGACCGAUUUUAUACGAUCGACUAUAGCCCGGAGAGCCUCACAAGUUUUGGCUUCAGUGUUGCAAACUCAUCGUUUGAUGUUGCCAAAGGCGGAGUCAUGUAUAGGCUUCUCAUGCGCGCAUUUCCGAGCUGGUACCGUCCGAAUUCGGUGUAUGCACUCUUCCCGUUCACGACACCGGAGAAGAACCGUGAAGUUUUCACGAAACAUGGUUCUGUGAAUCAAUAUAGCUUUGACAGGCCCUCUCUGACUAUGCCUCCGAUACCCAUCUCCACGUGGAAAGGAGUGGUUGACGUUCUCAACGACCAAGCAAGGUUUAAGGUCCCUUGGGGACCACACACUUUCGAGAUGACGAAACACGACUACAUGCUUAGUGGUGACUCGAAAGCCAACGCCGAGCAGAGGGAGUUCGUGUCAAAAUGCUUAUUUGAACCCAAGAAAGGCUUGGAAGAAGUCCGGAAAUUUUAUGAGGCUGUUACUCUGAAUUUCCUCCGUAAACACGGCCGAAAGGCAGGGAACACCUAUCAGGUGGAUGCUGUGCGCGAGAUUGGAAACCUCGUGCAUGCAAACUUCGCCGGGCAUUUCUUUCAGAUUCCGUUGCAAAGUGCUAGCGGCGGGCCAGACAGCUUCACAGAGCAAGAGCUCUAUGAUUCCUUGGCACACUUGUUCGCGUACGUUUUCCUGGAUGUUGACCCGGCGAAGUCAUUCGAGCGAAGCGUGGUUGGGGCUAGGGACUCGGCGCGGCUUGGAAAGGUGGUUUCGCAGGCUGUUGCCGCAGUUCAAGCUGGCGGCUUCUUUUUCUUCAAGCAUUUAGAACACGCUAAACCCGAGAUCCUUAGCGAGUAUGGGGCCCGCUUGGUGGAGCGACUGUCCAGAGGGCGAAAGUCCGUCGAUGAGGUGACAUGGACAAUCAUCCCAACAGCAGCUGCAUCAGUUGCAACGCAGGCGCAAGGAUGGGCCCAAAUGUUUGACUUGUACAUGUCUGACAAAUACUACUCGCACUGGAAGACGAUCGAAAAGCUCUCGCGCUCCGACGCGCCUGAGGAUUUCGAAAAGCUGAAGAGAUACGCUUUAGAAGGGCUCCGACUUGCGACCCCCGCCUAUGGCGUUCUCCGGGUAGCCGCCACGAACGGAACAAUCCAAGAUGGAAACCGCACUGUAUCAUAUAAGCCAGGAGACGUGAUAUUCACGAAUUUCAUGACUGCCGGGGCCGAUCCAUCAAGAUUCCCAGACCCCGAAGCCAUCAAACUCGACCGCCCUGAAGAGGAUUAUAUCCACCACGGGUGGGGCCCGCAUACCUGCCUUGGACGACCCUUCGUAACGACAGCGGCUGCCAGCAUGUUAAGGGUAUUUGGUAGGUUGGACAACGUGCGGAGGGCACCUGGGCCACCUGGGGAGAUGAAGAGUAAAGUGGAGGGAGGAGUAUUCAAGGUCUUCUUGACCCCUGACGGCGGAGACUGGAACGCUUUCCCUUGCACCAAGAGAGUGCUGUUCGAUGGAUUCCGGGAUGUGUAAGUGGCAGGACUCGUAGAAAAAGGCUUCCAUGCCGAAGGGAGUUGGAACAUGUCAUUUUCGUGCGCACUAAAUUGACCAUGAAAGUUUCUCGGGGGCGUAUGGCUGAAUUCGGUCAUUCGUAAUGUAUAAUAACAUAAAAAGAAAUGGGUUUAACAAUUCAACAUUGGCCGUCUUUUGUCGUUUA
Molecule: messenger RNA, 3480 nt
Organism: Coccidioides posadasii C735 delta SOWgp
Lineage: Eukaryota; Fungi; Ascomycota; Eurotiomycetes; Onygenales; Onygenaceae
Source: RefSeq, a predicted model, not a curated record